AUGGCUCACUUACACGGAGGCUCCUACGACCCCAACGUGGUCAAUUACCAGCAGCCGCCUCCCCCAGUGUCGCACCAAGCACACGGUGGUGCCUACACUCCAGGCAGUUCUGUCGUUUCACACCCCAACCAGCCCUUCACACAUCCCUAUCAACAGCAGCCCGUGUCACCUACCACGAGCCCUCUCUCAGCCCAAUCCGGCGGUUAUCAAGUCCCCGUAGGACAGCAGCAGCCCAUUCCCCUCGGACAAGUGCAGCACCAAAACACAAUGCAGUAUCAACAGCAGCAGCAGCCCAUGUAUGGUGGGCAGCAGGGUGUCGUCUAUCCACAACAAGGACAAGGCAAUGGACAGCAGGACGGAACAAUGCAAACCAAAGGUGCCAUCGUUCCCGUGUCUGCCGCGCCGCUGUCGCCUCUGAAUAGCUCCAAGGAUGGCGAAAAAGGCGAGAAAGAGUUCCCAAUCAAGCUCAAGGGCUCCCAUCACUUCUUCGAACCCCGAAGCGUCUUCCGAUGGCGCAAUCCCGUGCUGUACCAGAAGCCUGGGUACAACUUUACCGACACCGAGACCAAGAUGAGACAUCGCGACUAUGCUGGUCGUGUCUCAUACAAGACCCGGUCCGAUCGAUAUCUGCAUCACAACGAUGGCUACCUUCGCAAUAUGUACGUCGCAGCGACCGACGACAUCUAUGAAGGGCCAGGAACUUCCACUUGGAAGAGGACCUAUGUCCGCAAGGUUGCGCCCAUGAAGGUGCGAAUCGCAACUUGGGUCAUUGACUUUAGCUAUGACCCCCAGAGCUGGGAGGAUUGGGGCAUCAUGGUGCUCAGAGCCCUUCCUGCGGCCAUUGCCAUGGCUCUUGUGUUCUGGGAUGGUAAACCCACCGUUAUCAAGCGAAGCCUCUGCUAUGCCCCGGUCCUGUACAACUACCAUGGCGAUGCCAAGGUCUGGAGCAACCUGCUCGAGAACCGCAAGGGUCUCUCCCUCAUGGCCCGGAACAACCAAGUCUAUCGCAUGCUGCGCCCGCGAUACCUGUGCUUCCUUCGCGAGCCCUUCAACGAUGAGAACAGGGGAGUCGACGUCCGCAGCGUUGUUGAGUGGGAGAACAGCGACGGUCGGGAUGCCAGUCUGGCCUACCUAUUUGUCGCCUACUCUACUGAGCACUUCAGCCACAGCUCUGAGCAGGACAUGAUGGCCCUCCAUCACAUCGCUGAGACGGCGUGUCGCGCUGCGAAGCUUCCUGCGUACUGGAUUGCCUGCAGCUGCAUGCGCGAUGAGAGUGAGCUGGAGUCUGAUGUCUACCGCAUCUCGGAUGUUCUUCGCGGCGCCAACAGUAUGAUCAUCGCUGUCGGAAGAGGCAAGACGGCGAUGACUUCGGGCAAGGCCAACACGGAGUCUCUCCUUCGUGAAUGGGGCAGCCGAAUGUGGACCUUCCCCGAGGUUCUUCUCAGCCCCGGCCGAAGCAUCUCCAUCUAUACUCGCGACAGUGACCUAUCUUCUCCGCUGGUGGUUGCCAAGAACCAAUUCGCUGCUCAGGUCUGGACGUAUAUGGACCCAGAUGUCGCCCGUCACUUGAUUGACCACUACCUGGGCACCAUCAGCCUGAGCCGGCUGGAACAAGCUGUUCUCGCCCUCAAGUGUCUGUACAGCCGUCACACAACUGAGUAUCUUCCCGGUGACCAGGCCUAUGCGCUCAUGGGUCUUCUGAGGCUUCGACCCCAGGUUGACCGAACCGAUACUGCUUUCCAGGCCUUCUCCAGACUGUCUCUGGCCAAUGACUCAGAUAGACUCCUUGAGCGCUACAUCUGCACUCUGCCUGUGGAUAACGAUCAGCCAUGGUACAACAUGGAGGAUGCGUACGAGUCCUCGCUCUGGGAUAUCACUCCCUACUGCCAGGUGGCUGGUAUUGCAGAGAAUGACACCAUCAUCAUUGACGGAGCUUGGGGCAUCUCCAUCCGCUGGAAGGCCUUCUACCCCGUCUAUUGGUCGACUGGACCAUCCUGGAAGAGAUGGCUUGCCGGUCUCGCCGUCGAAUGGAAUGGUGCCUUCUUCAUCAUCGCCAUCGCUCUCAUUGCCACUGGCGCACAGGCUGGCGCAUACGGUGCAAGCACCAUCGCCCCUGGUGUGAUUUUCCUGCUUCUGUUCCUUUAUAUCUGGAUGAUCACACCAGGUCUGGUGCGAGUCAUCUAUGGCGGCAAGUUUGCCGACACGCAGGCUGAGAUGUUUGGCUUUGAGGGCCACCUCAACUCCCCAACCAUUGAGCGUGCCAUCUUUGGCGGCAACUUUGGGCGAUUCUCCUGGAGCACCCAUGGAAGCCCCCUGAGCCGAAGCGUCGUCAACGAGUAUGGCGAGCGUGUUGGUAUUGACCCUUGCAAGGAUCCCGAGAUCCGAAUGAAGGUUGAGGCGGCCAAGAAUGCCCGUCCAGGUGAAAAGAGGAUCUUCACCCUUGUCGACACCUACAACAUGGAGCUGACCCUCUUCGAGGCCGUCAGACCCCCCGUGACUCUCAUGUUCUGUGCCUCCGAGGGUGGUAUGCAGCGAGCCAUCGGAUGCUCCUAUGAGUGGGAGACGCAGACCAUGUACCGCGAGACGGUGCUGAGGAUGCCCACUACCGCUCUGAACCGCAUGGACCGAGUGCCCCGGUUCCGCCUUGGAAUUCAGCGUCCAAUCACCAACAUCAACUCGUCCUCCAUCUCCAUCACUCGCCAUACCCAGGAAGGACCUGGGGUUGUCACGAUGGAGGCAUCGGCUUUGAAAGCGUGGGAGCUGGACAAUAAUGUCCAGCUAAUCGAUCCCAAACGCGACGCUCUCUACAACUACGAUGCCGCAGCUCAGAAGACCAUCGCCGAUGCCAAACCGUGGACUAAGGAUCCAAACUACUUCAAACAUGUCCGAAUCAGCGCCACCGCUCUCAUCAAGAUGACCAUGCACGCGCGCUCUGGUGGCAAUCUCGAAGUCAUGGGCCUGAUGCAAGGCUACAUCGAUCAGGACACUUUUGUCGUCACCGAUGCGUUCCGCCUUCCCGUCGAAGGAACAGAGACACGAGUCAACGCCCAGGAAGAGGCAAACGAAUAUCUGGUUGAAUACCUCGACCUUUGCCGAGCGCAGGGCCGUCAGGAGAACGUGGUGGGCUGGUAUCACAGCCACCCCGGCUACGGAUGCUGGCUCAGUGGUAUCGAUGUGGACACAGAGGCCAUGCAGCAGCAGUUCCAGGAUCCCUUCCUGGCUGUUGUCAUUGACCCUGACCGCACCAUCAACGCCGGCAAGGUGGAGAUUGGCGCUUUCAGAACCUACCCUGCUCACUACAAGGCGGAUCCUGUUGGCGGCACAACCGCCGAUGGAUUCCAGGCAGUGCCCCUCGCCAAGGCAGCCGAGUUUGGCGCUCACUCGAGCCGCUACUACAGCCUCGAGGUCUCACACUUCAAGAGCUCGCUUGAUGCGCAUCUCCUAGAACUUCUCUGGCACAAGUACUGGGUCCAGACCCUUAGCCAGAACCCUCUCCUCACAAACCGCGACUACGGUAACAAACAGGUCCUGGACCUGAGCUCUAAGAUCAAGGAGGCCACGAUGGGCAUAGCACGCAAUCAAGCAGCACAGAGCAUGAUGAUGAGGAGCGGGGCGAAGAACACCGACAAGGCAGUGGAGAAGUUGGCCAAGGACGCAAACCUCAUCGCCACCAAGGAACGGUCUGGUCUGAUUGCGAGCCAAGUAAAGGCCAGCGUCUUCAACGGGCUCGGGUCCAAGGAGAACCCUACAUCGUAA
Messenger RNA from Fusarium falciforme, 3756 nucleotides. RefSeq names its product COP9 signalosome complex subunit 5. Gene Ontology annotation, molecular function: deNEDDylase activity; metallopeptidase activity; protein binding. The coding region runs from base 1 to 3756 and encodes 1251 amino acids. Gene Ontology annotation, cellular component: COP9 signalosome; cytoplasm. NCBI's taxonomy places the organism in Eukaryota, Fungi, Ascomycota, Sordariomycetes, Hypocreales, Nectriaceae. The record is from RefSeq and is a predicted model, not a curated record. The transcript has 12 exons. Gene Ontology annotation, biological process: protein deneddylation.